Molecule: messenger RNA, 3000 nt
Organism: Coniosporium apollinis CBS 100218
Lineage: Eukaryota; Fungi; Ascomycota; Dothideomycetes
Exons: 2
Coding region: 1-3000 (999 amino acids)
Biological process (GO): nucleolar large rRNA transcription by RNA polymerase I
Cellular component (GO): RNA polymerase I core factor complex
Molecular function (GO): RNA polymerase I transcription regulatory region sequence-specific DNA binding; RNA polymerase I general transcription initiation factor binding
Source: RefSeq, a predicted model, not a curated record
AUGGCUGAUUCCUCGGUCAACGACCUCAUAUAUGGUCACUUUGGACAGGCCGUAUAUGACCCGGACUCGAGGACAUGGCUCUUCAACCGGCAACCUGGGAGACGCAAAGUCCUGAACUUGCUGGGCGAACCCAGGACGUGUAUUGCUCCUAGCAUUCGACAGCUUCAUCCACGCCUACCUACGUCGCAUCGGAGUACAUUCUUCGACCGUGGCUGCCAACAGCUUAUCCGUCAGAUACCAGAACUCGGGCUGGGCUCUGAUAGUGAGCUUCUCUCCAAUGCCGCGAUAACAUCCGGGGCGGUCAUCUCUGCUGUAGAACAGUACGACCCAGUCAAAGGUGACCUUCUAGCUUACGGGAAGGCCGCCGACAUCGACAACGGGGGUGGAAAGGGCAAGAUACGAAUUGCAGCAGUUGCGGGAGGCGCAGCCGGCGAAGCAUUGCGCCUGAUACAGGUCAGAAAGAAGCGCCAAGGCUGGGACCAGGACUACAGCAUCUCUCUCGAGGUGCCCGACUUGGAGUCUGGCGAUACUGGGUGGUGGGCCGGUGAUAGUGCGCCCAUUCAGCAGGUGUGCUUUUCGCAUUCGAACGACGACAAGAGCAACUUCCUUGCAGUUCGGACACUCAGAGCUACACACAUCCUCCGGCCUCAGUACUACCGAGAGCUGGUCCCCCCUGUAGUGCGGCAUGGUGUAAGCUCACGUUAUCCGCCAUCAAGGGUGAACGCGAAUCCCAUAUUGUCCUUACCGGCCCACGCGAUAGAUGUAUCACAUGCCGAUGUUGGAUUCAACCCUUGGUAUCAGCGACAGUUCGCGAUAGUUGACAGGGAUGGGGAAUGGAGCGUGUAUGAUGUCGAGGGCACACGGCGGGCUUCUUCGUACAAGGCGGUACCCUUCCGCUCUGGCGUACUGUUUGAUGAUCCGAAGCUACAUGGCGGAGAGCCUGGUCCCGUAGCGCGGGAAGACGGCUGGAUGCGUGUAGUGUUUGCUGAUGUUAAUCAUAUUCUUGUGUGCAGUCGGAGACAGUUUGCUAUCUUCGACCUGAGAGUAGAGUCUGUUCGGUUAAAAGGCCCGGGAUUUGGCUUGGAGCGCAGUCCGGACUGGUUUCUGGACGUCAGGCGGGACCCCGCGAACGACGGGUAUUUCGUUGUUCUAACGUCCACUCAUCUGUUCCUGGUUUGCCUGGAUAGCCUUAGUUUAGGGGGUAGUAGCCUGUCCGCUCCCGAGGCCAUGAUUGUCUUGUCCUGGCGGCAUUUUCGGGACGCUGAAGACAUUACCAUGCAAUUGUCUGUACUCGCUGAUGAUGAAGAUACCCUUGUACUACUGUAUUCCAGACUUAACAGUAUUGUCACUUGUUUCAGAUUUCUUGUACCACCAGAUCAGCCUGCGCUUCCAUCGUCUUCAUCAGACCCUACGUCAAUGCAAUUACCGUUAGGUUUCACCCCAGAACACAGCUCGACGAGAACUUUGCUGAACCUGUCGUUGCGGUCGUUAGACUAUCGCGAAGAUCUAAAUCCGCAUCUUCGCCGGACCGGGCCUGGACACGGCUAUAGGGAUGAUGAGAUCCAGUUCUACUGCUUAACUUUUUUGUACAACGAUCUUAGCAUCAGCGAAUGUUUCGCAUAUAAACAAGACCGGAAGGAUCCGGUCCAUGCACCCUCGCGUCAAGUUCGUUCGAUAGAAGCGCCUAGCUGGACACGGCAGUAUCCGGCGAAGAGCACCACGAAGGUCUCUGACGAGGAUUUCAUAGUUCAUGAUUCCGCUGAUGCUACAGUACCUCGUCCCAAGGCUCCCAGGUAUUCUCGGCUGUUUCCCAAGCGCCUCAGUCGCCCAAAGCUUGGCUCUGAGGAAUGGCUGCAAUGGAUUACUGUGGAUGAGGACUUGUGUGAUCUUGUUGAGGAGCAGCUGCAGAGGGGCGAAGAGAAGGCUCAAGAAACGUUCGACUCCGUCCUAGAAACGAUCAGGACUAGGAUGGUUGUAGCAGACGACGAACCAGAGCCCCCGAGAGGAACCUUGCUUGAGGUCGCUGGCGUUUCGCUCAAGAUCGGAGAAGUCGAUAUUGCAUCAGAAACUUUCGAAGAGGUCAAGAAUACCUUUGCUACUUCGAGGCUACCAGAGGAGUCUGGACGUAUUGUUAUCCCACUAGCGUCACCUGAGAUGAUGGGCCUCGAUGUAUCCCCUUCGCGCUCAUCAGAUACGAAUCUACAGCAGCCGUCUGAGGAUGAUGGUAGCGCUCACUUAACGCUGUCCAAUGUCUACGGUCGCAUGCUGGAACAGUGGUUAUCGCCUUUGCCGAGCAACAUACCCGCCAGGCACCGGUUUGGAUCUGCACGAACAGCCAAGAAUAUCGCAGCGGAGCUAUGCCUCGCCAGCGCAAGGGCGGAUCUACAGGAACAUCCUCCGGCAGAAUCAGAAUCUUCGCCCUUGGAGAGCAGGAUCGCAUCUCAAUUGAGCGGACCCUCCUCAUACCCUCGGCUCGCAACAGCGUUGCCGACUCCUGAAGCCACGCCGUCUCUCCAAUCAGCGUCGUUCUCUACAUCUACGUUGUCAUCGCUUCAGGAUCCCACUCAGAAGUAUCUGAGUCAAUACCUGCAUGCUGGCCAACCGUUGCCGCUUCCAACCGGAGUAACGUCACGCCUCCAAGCCCACUGGACCCUCGGCGCGGACCCAAAUACCUACAGUUACACCGCGACGAACCUCGCCUUACAAGAGGCAGAUGAAUCUGAAGGCGGGGGCCUAUCAGCCAAACAGCGGGCCCGGUUGAAGCGCCGCGCUGAAAAGCAUCUCCAGCGACAGCGGAGAGAAACGGCUAAAGCAGCAUCAUCCUCCCAACCGAUUCCCUCUCUAAGGAUCAUGAGCUCGCCCGGCCCACCUGCUAGAGGUCCAGGCGUGGGGAGCAGUCAGAUGGUGUCAUCGCAAAUGCCUAUGGCUUCGCAGGUCAUGCCAGGGGCGUUUGGCGGGAGACCGGCGAAGAGGAAGAAAGCUAGGCAGGCGGGAUUUUGA